Penicillium paradoxum is the source of this 219-nucleotide messenger RNA. RefSeq lists its product as uncharacterized. The transcript is spliced from 3 exons. The record is from RefSeq and is a predicted model, not a curated record. Bases 1 to 219 code for a protein of 72 amino acids. Gene Ontology annotation, biological process: mitochondrial respiratory chain complex IV assembly. Gene Ontology annotation, cellular component: mitochondrial inner membrane. Lineage: Eukaryota; Fungi; Ascomycota; Eurotiomycetes; Eurotiales; Aspergillaceae.
AUGGCUACUGGAAUUUUCAACUCUACCUACUACGACAAGGACUACCGCGCCGGUGCCGCCCUUCUGCGCGCCCGCCGCCCAUAUCUGUUCAAGAACGCCCUCACAGGCUUCGGACUGUUCGCUUUCACAAUCGCCGUCUAUUCUUAUACCAUCAAGGCCGUCGGCCAAGAAGAGUUCUCCGACGUCAAGGUCCCCGAUGCCCCCGUGGACAAGAAAUAA